UAUCAAUAGAUAGACAUUUGGGGUCUUUCUCUGAGAAACUUUUAUAUGAAAGGAAACAGGCAGCUGAGCUGGGGAAUAAGGAAUCAUGGCACAAGGGCUAUAGGGAAAGUAAACAGAAAUGAUUCACCAAAUUGGAAGAAAGUAGUUGUAGACAGAGGUGUAUGGGUCUUUAAAAAACUAGCAUCCUAUUUUUAAUUUAACUAAAAUUUAGAAAAAGGAAACAUAUCUUGGAAGAGAUUACAAAAGAUUAAAAGUAGGGACUGUAACCUAGAUAGAACAGAUGUUUUGUGUGAAAUUUAAUAUCUCUACAUAAGCCAGCAGGAAUCUAUGAAUACAACACACCCAGUUGACAAACAGGGACACCUAACAUGUUUGCUUAGCUGCAGGUAUAUAAGCUCAGCUACACCAAGUUAGCUGUAGCAUUAGAAAACUGGGACCAUUUUAAUAAAUGUGACUUCCUGGCAGAACUUUUGCUUUGAAAAAGCUAAUUCUGAACGAAGUUCACAUGUUUGGUAUUUGGGAACAGUGUUAAUUGGGUGCAGAGAAAAUGGGGCAAAAAGCAUCGCAACAAUUGGCUCUGAAGGACAGCAAAGAGGUCCUCGGCGUCUGUGAGGUGGUCAGUGGAGCUGUAGUCCACGCAGCUCAGAAACUGAAGGAGUAUCUUGGAUUUGAAUAUCCCCUGAGUAAACUCCGCCCAGCCGCAAAUACUCUGAAUGAGAUCUUCUUGAUCCACUUCAUCACUUUCUGCCAAGAAAAGGGAGUGGGUGAGUGGCUUACCACCACCAAGAUGACCAAGAACCAAGCCUUACUGUUUGGAGCAGACUGGAUUUGGACCUUUUGGGGAUCUGAUAAGCAAAUAAAGCUUCAGCUGGCAGUACAGACUCUGCAGAUGUCUUCUUUUCCUCUCGUGGAAUCUAAGCCUUGUGACCUCUCCAAUCCAGAACCAAGGGUGAAGCAGUCUUCCUGGAAGGAAAGUAGAUUUGAUAAGCUGGAAGAAUUCUGUAGCUUGAUAGGAGAGGAUUGUCUGGGCCUGUUUAUCAUCUUUGGUGUGCCGGGAAAGCCUAAAGACAUCAGAGGAGUUGUCCUGGACAGUGUCAAAAGUCAGACGGUGAGCAACCAUCUGCCAGGAGGGAAGGCUGUGGCUCAGUUUGUCCUGGAAACCAAAGAUUCUGUCUCCAUCAGAGAGCUGCUUGGGAACUGUCUGAGUAAGGAAAAUGGGCUGAGAGAGGUGGGCAAGGUUUAUAUUAGCAUCCUCUGAACUGGAUAUGUGUGAUGUGACUGGCCUGUAAGAUGAAAAGAAAUUUUAUUCUAAUAAGCUCAUCUACUUGCAUCAUUCCUCUGUGGGACGUUUUUGUUUUUUUUUUCCAUUUCUUUUUUUCCCUUUGAUUGAAAGU
Molecule: messenger RNA, 1394 nt
Organism: Microcebus murinus (gray mouse lemur)
Lineage: Eukaryota; Metazoa; Chordata; Mammalia; Primates; Cheirogaleidae
Gene: REP15
Product: RAB15 effector protein
Biological process (GO): transferrin transport; receptor recycling
Cellular component (GO): endosome membrane; recycling endosome
Source: RefSeq, a predicted model, not a curated record